This is a messenger RNA of Musa acuminata AAA Group (dessert banana), 2178 nucleotides long. RefSeq names its product inositol transporter 1-like. Gene Ontology annotation, molecular function: transmembrane transporter activity. Lineage: Eukaryota; Viridiplantae; Streptophyta; Magnoliopsida; Zingiberales; Musaceae. Gene Ontology annotation, cellular component: membrane. Gene Ontology annotation, biological process: transmembrane transport. The record is from RefSeq and is a predicted model, not a curated record. The coding region runs from base 452 to 1969 and encodes 505 amino acids. The transcript has 6 exons.
CUCCAAUUGCCUUUGGAAAUGAGACAGUGGCGGAAGGAAAAGAAGGAGACGAAACCGCGCCUGUGUCGUCUUCCGACCUCUGCGGAGUAGCAAAUCCAUCGAUAAAUUACGCCCCCAAUCGCUUUCCUGCCGUUUUGGUAAAAGAAAUCGAGCGAAGAAGGCUUCCCCACAGUUCCCUUAAUUUUGUUUCCUCAAAGCUUUUUUCGCUUUCAAUCGUGGAUCAGAAGGAAUUGGAACGAAACAUCGGCUUGAUCCAUUUCGGCCCUAAUUGAUUCUACGAGGUUGAAAGGUCGUGAUUUUGGAAGGUUUAGGUGGUUGCUUCGAUCGAAAUUUGAGGACUGAUCGAAACCAUUUGAUGUUCUUCUAUCGAAUUGUCUGAAAAUUUUGGAUUUUGAGGGGAGUUCUUGUGGUGGUUUUGAGAUCAGAAUUUGGGGACUGAGCGGGCGGAACGAUGACGAUCCAGUCGUUCCCGGGAAGCUCGGGAAUCAUUGAUGCCUCGCCGAAGAGGGACAUAUCCUACUUCAGCAAUUUCUACGUGCUCGGUCUCACUCUGACGGCUGGCAUCGGUGGUUUUCUGUUUGGCUACGAUACGGGUGUCAUAUCUGGAGCCCUUCUAUAUAUUCGUGAUGAUUUCGCUGCUGUUGCCGAAAACAAUGUUUUACAGGAAACUAUUGUUAGCAUGGCAAUAGCAGGAGCCAUCAUCGGAGCUGCAGGUGGUGGAUGGGUGAAUGAUGCCUAUGGGCGAAAGAAAGCUACCCUUCUUGCUGACAUCAUUUUUGCCAUUGGAUCUGUUGUAAUGUGUGCUGCUCCGGACCCAUACGUCCUCAUUUUUGGAAGGCUUCUUGUUGGCUUGGGCAUUGGAAUAGCAUCUGUCACUGCUCCUGUUUAUAUUGCUGAAGCUUCACCUUCAGAAAUUAGGGGAGGUCUAGUUGGCAUGAAUGUACUUAUGAUCACCGGGGGACAGUUUCUCUCCUACCUUGUAAAUCUUGCUUUUACAGAGGUACCUGGCACUUGGCGCUGGAUGCUUGGAGUUGCUGCACUGCCAGCAAUUAUACAGUUCUUUCUGAUGCUGUUUCUGCCUGAGUCACCUCGCUGGCUUUAUCUGAAGAAUGAGAAACCUCAGGCUAUUGCAGUACUUGCAAAAAUAUAUGGAUCUGAUCGCUUAGAGGAGGAAAUAGAUAUUCUGGCUGUUGCUUCUGAGGAAGCUUUUUGCUCCAAGAACAAUGUCAGAUACUUGGAUGUCUUUAAGUCAAAAGAAAUGAGGCUUGCAUUUCUUGCAGGAGCUGGCCUUCAGGCUUUUCAGCAGUUCACUGGGAUAAACACAGUUAUGUAUUACAGUCCUACGAUAGUCCAGAUGGCUGGUUUCACUUCAAACCAGCUUGCUCUGCUCCUCUCCCUCAUCGUUGCAGCCAUGAAUGCAGCUGGUACAAUUGUGGGAAUCUUCCUCAUUGACCGCUGUGGCCGGCGUCGAUUAACACUCAGCAGUUUGUCCGGCGUUAUCAUCUCGCUUCUCAUACUUUCUGGGGCAUUCUUUCUGCAGUCAUCUGAACUCAACUCCGGCUUAUGUGAGGUGCAAACCCUUCAUGGCACUUGUGGCACAAGCCUUGGAUGGAUUGCUGUUCUUGGUCUUGCUCUCUACAUUGCCUUCUUCUCUCCAGGGAUGGGCCCUGUUCCAUGGGCAGUUAACUCAGAGAUCUACCCAGAGGCCUACCGUGGUGUGUGUGGGGGCAUGUCAGCCACGGUGAACUGGGUCUCGAACCUGAUUGUUUCACAGACAUUCCUCUCGCUUGUCACUGUUGUAGGGACAGGGGGAACGUUCUUGAUCAUUGCCGGUGUGGCCGUGGUGGCAUUCAUUUUCGUGGCGCUAUUCGUGCCAGAAACAAAAGGCCUGAGCUUUGAGGAGGUGGAGAGGCUGUGGAAAGAAAGGGCAUGGGGAGGUGAAGAUGUGCGCCGGGGCCUGUUGGUCUGAGAAGGCUUCAUCUCUAAAGAAAUUUGUGCUUUCAAAUGUAUACUACUUGUAUCUUGAGUCUCAGCUAAACAGCAACAUGGAAGAACAUUCUGUCUUGCUUUUUAGCAGAUAGCAUUCCUGGUGUUAGCUCAUUGUUUCAGUGCAAUCUCCAUCAGUAUCAUUGUAAGGGACUAUUUAAGAGGCAUUCAAUGUGUUCUCAACUUCUAGAA